UCUGGUCCGGAGCUGGCUGCACCGGCCCCCCCGGCUAUCUCCCCCCCGCCGCCCGACGUAAAACGAUGUCGACGAAUGGCGGCGAGUGAGUCGGGGGUGGCGAAGCUCCGUGGUAUGGGCGUCGAGAACAAAGCAAGAUACGUCUCGCGGAGUUCACACGGCGGAGGAAAACGUUAUUCUCUUUGUGUAAGAAACGAAAACACGGGACUGAUGAAUAAGGAACAAAACUUCAACAGUUCAGCGGGACUUGCCAGCGAAACAGUAAUCAAAGAGGAAGCUAGGAAUGCGGGAAUUAAUACAAAACCGGAUGAAAUUAGUUUAUCCGAAUGCAGUACUCUACUUGUGUGUAAGCCACCACGACCAGUGAGAAAGAAUCGUCUUUUCAAAGUAAUGAAAAAUAUACUUUUUAGAUGCGACGUUUCUGAUACAGAACACUUGUUGGUUCACCGGCGGAGAAAUGUAACACGAUGCUCGUUAGUGAGGAAAACGGGCAAUGUGCUCCCGUUCAAACGAAAACGCUUAAAACGUUCUUCAGAUUCUCGUCCCGAGCUGGUGUAUACGUUUAUUGAGCAAGCGGUACAGCCUGGAGCGCAGGUGGCUUUAAAAUGCUCGGCAGUAGGCGAGCCUCCCCCAAGGUUCAAGUGGACAGUGGACGGUCAGGCGAUACCAUCACAUCACGGAGCGUCCAUAACUGAAGGCAGAGAAUCUGGGCCGUCUAGUUUAGGUCCCAGUAACAACUACGUGCUGUCCACUUUGUCUCUGAGCAGUGCCAGGGUUGAGCACGGCGGGAGAUACGAAUGCCGUGCCACCAAUAAUCACGGAAGUGUCGCUCACGCAGCAAGAUUGAAUGUUUACGGUCCCCCCUACAUCCGAGCUAUGAAUCCCGUGAAGGCCGUCGCCGGAACUGAAGUAACCAUUUGGUGUCCCUAUUACGGAUUCCCUAUAGAUUCAGUGAAAUGGGAGGGAGGCGCCGGCAUAGAUCCACGGUACCAGCAGUCAGAUGGCCAGUUGACGAUAACAAACGUUGAUUGGAAUAGAGAUAAAGGAAGCUGGGUUUGUUCAGUUCUUACUCCUGGUGGAGAGCUGGCUAAGCGGGAGGUACAAAUAACAGUGGUAUCGCCGCCGGUAUUAUCGCCAAUUGUGUUUCCGCCGGGACUUAGAUCGGGAGAUAGAGCUCAACUAACUUGCACGGUUACAUCUGGAGAUAUGCCCGUUUAUUUUUCCUGGUUAAAAGAUCAAAUCCCAAUUUCAAGUGCACUUCAGGUAGAUGAAAGAGGAGCAGAAUUUUUCAGUAUGCUCCUAUUCAAGAGUUUGACUGCUGCACACAGUGGUACUUACACUUGUGUAGUCACGAAUACAGCUGGAAAAGCUAAUGUCUCUGUGGAAUUAGCUAUCAAAGUUCCCCCGUAUUGGCAAAUUGAACCUUCAGAUGCUGCAGUGCUAUUAAAUGGAUCGCUGACCGUUAGUUGUGAAGCACGUGGCCAUCCUCCUCCAAAUAUAUACUGGACUAAAUUUUCGGGUAGUACCGAAACUUCAUUAGGUGGAGUAUCGGAUCCCGUCGUUUUGACAAAUGGAUCUUUGAGAUUAGAAUCAGCGCGAGCGGAACAUUCUGGAAAGUACCGUUGCAGGGCUGACAAUGGUGUCGCUCCGCCUUUAUCUAAAACUCUUAAUAUACAUGUUAAUGAACCAGCAAGAUUUGAAAUUCAAUCAAUCAACGUUACGGCGAAGCUUGGUGAGACAGUGAGGUUAGCAUGCGUAGCUCGUGGAGAUAGCCCCCUCUCUACGGCGUGGAGUCAUUCUGGAAGAGCUCUGCCGAACUCAGAUUACAGAAUGAGUAUUUCAGAAACAAGGAGCACUGAGGGAUUGAGAAGUGAAUUAGUCAUAGAGAGAGCUGAUCGUAGAGAUUCUGGAGUGUAUCGAUGCCAAGCUUCUAAUCCUUUCGGUAGAUCGGACCAUUUUGUGCAUCUUGCCGUUCAAGAACCACCAGAACCGCCAUCUAAUUUUCGAGUUUUGGAUACAACUUCACGCUCUGUUCGGUUGCAAUGGAGAAGACCGUACGAUGGAAAUUCUCCAGUUUUGGGCUACGUCGUUCAGUAUAGAAAACAUGAUUCCACAAGUUCGGAUCUGUGGAGAGAUGCCGAGACCCAUAAUGUUACAGUAUCUGUGCAAAGCGGUAAUUCCUACUCUGAGACCGAAAGCGCGACGAUAAAUGGGUUGGAACCAGCUACACCUUAUUUGGUUAGAGCGCGUACUGUUACAGCGCAGUUUGCUUCAGCACAUACGCGCGCCUUACUUGCAUUGACUUUACAUGAGCCUCCAUCACGGACUCCGAUUAAUUUGCGUGCGUCUACUCCUAGACCUUCUACUAUUGAAUUAAGUUGGCAGGCGCCACCUGCUUCUUCGUGGAAUGGAGAAUUAUUAGGAUACACCGUGUGGUGGUGGGCAUCAGCUGAUGGCUCAUUAUCAGGUGGUGCUGUGGGCAUGGAGUUUGCCACUGUUCGAGGACAGGUUACAAAAUAUAUUAUAGAGGGUCUUGAGCACUAUACACGGUAUUCUGUUAGUGUACGAGCUUUUAAUAGCGCUGGAGCCGGUCCAGCAUCGGCGCCAGUUAAUACUCUAACGCAAGAAAACGUACCAUCCGAAGGUCCCCGUGGCGUCAGAUGUCGUGCAGUUUCACCACAAAGUUUGAAAGUUGAAUGGUCCCCUCCUCCUGCCCAUUCACACAAUGGUGGUUUGAUCGGCUAUAAAUUAAUUUAUCGGCCAGAGCAUACGGCAGAGUGGCUUGAGUGGGAGGUGCGUGCUGGUGGGGGCUCGAACGCAGGACCGGGAGCUGAAGUCAAAAGGGUAUCUGCUGUUGAAACCCUGCUAUUGGCUUUGAGACCUCACACAAAUUACACUAUUCAAGCAUUAGCUUAUACUAAUGUUGGAGACGGUGUUCCCGCUCACCCAGUUCAUUGUAGUACCCAACAAGAUACUCCUGGACCACCCGCAGCUGUAAAAGUUGUACCCACUUCAGUAACGUCAUUAGCCAUUAGUUGGUUACCACCUAAUCGCCCUAGCGGUCCUAUACUUUACUACACAGUGUUUUAUAGGGAGCUUGGCAGGGACAGACCCCCGCAAACUACAACUGUCCAAACGGACGAUAGCGAGUUUAUGGUCGGAUUAGGAGGAUCGACAGAACUAAGAGCUUUAGCCGAAGGAGCUACCUAUGAGGCUUGGGUGGCAGCUCAUUCUGUAGUAGGAGAAGGAGAGCCGUCUGCUCCGCAACCUGCAACAACGACUUCUAGAGCGGGAGCUAGAUUGCUGUCGUUCGGAGUGUGGGUUCGAGUACAGUGUGGUCAUCCAUUGAGGUUAGCAUGUGCUUGGCGCGGGGAACCGGCUCCAAGAGCGCGAUGGUUACGAGGGGACAGGCCGGUCACACAUGACCCGAGGGCUACACUCACUCCUCAUGGACAUCUAGCAAUACAUGAAGUGGAUGCUUCUACGAGCGGUAACUACACUUGCUCAGCUCGUAACACGUUCGGUUCUGAAGAGGUGACGUAUCGCGUUGAAUGUGCCAGUCCGCCACUACCUCCUACGCUCACAUUGAACUACGUGGCGCAUAAAGAGGCCAAGCUCUCCUUGAAAACAACACAUCAUCCAUCGGCACCUCCUCACGGUUUCACGAUCUGGUGGUUACGUGUGAGAGACGAUUUGAACGACGGAACAGAACAGACUAAUACACGAGGCGAAGAAGAAAGAAGAUUAGAAACUGGCGGUGAAGUUGUUAGUGUGGUGCUAAGGGCGUUAUCUUGUGGUGCUGUGUAUUCAGUCCGAGCUGUGGCCCAUUCUAGGGCGGGACCCUCAUCGUUUUCAGCACCGCUGUUGGUGCGAACUAAACCACCAGUUUUAGUUUGGGAAGGAGGAGGGGAGCUUGACAAUCCAGAGGAACUUGCUGAAGCAGCUGUUUGGAGUAAUAGCAGCGCGUUAGCUGUAGAUGCUCGUAGGGCUGUACGGUGCGGGGCUCGUCUAGUGAGGCUGCAGUGGAGGAGGGCUGAUGCUGCAGGCUCAGCUGCUUGGAGAGACGCUGAUCUCACCUCAUUGCACCACCACAGGGAGGUGGUGAUCGGUGACCUCACCGCCGGAGCCUGGUAUGGACUGCGUUUGUGGACGGCCACUGAAUCUGCCAGACACCAAGCUACAAUAUAUGCGGCUACUACUACGCAUUCUGGAGAGCGUCUACGUCGUCCCGUGGCAUUUCUCUCGGAAGGACCUCAGGUGACCACCGCCGGCUCCAACGCGGACACUGAGAGAGUUCUUGGAGCUGUGUCGUUAGCGUUUGCCGCACUCGCCGCGCUUGCUGUCACAGCCCUAUUACUUGUCCUCGUCGCGAAACGAAGCAUGUUGUGGCCUUGCGCUGGUCAAACCGAGGAAGAAGUCCGACGCUGCAACCACUCAGUAGGCAGCACCGACAAAUCGGUCUGCCCAGAACAGCAAAACAUACGGAAUUGUCAGCACGAUUACAAACACGACAAACUAUCGCCAGCGUCUGACGUAUACGAGAUAAGUCCGUAUGCGACGUUUGCUGUGGGUGGCGAGGCCGCGACCGCGACCCUGGACCACACGUUGCAGUUCCGCACGUUCGGGCAUCGCGACAACGAUGCUCCCCCCCACAGACCGUGCAGAAAGCAUCCUCAAAGACAUCGAGAUAGACCUGAAGUUGAGAAGCAUCAUUCAGAUUGCGAAUUGCAACAGUUGAGUCGAUACGAGAAAGUUAGACCGCGGCACUGCGCUGGUACAUCUUACUGUGUACCACUUUCCCAUCACGGUGGGGGCAGCGGCGGUGGUGGUGGCAGCGGUGGUGGGUUUUCGGAAGUGUACGCGGGUGAUUCCAGCGUGGAGUCGGGGCCGGGGUCACUCUCACCUCGCACGCACCUCGAGCACAGCUAGCGCCA
Bombyx mandarina (wild silkworm) is the source of this 4934-nucleotide messenger RNA. Its product is annotated as cell adhesion molecule Dscam2. Gene Ontology annotation, biological process: cell-cell adhesion. The record is from RefSeq and is a predicted model, not a curated record. NCBI's taxonomy places the organism in Eukaryota, Metazoa, Arthropoda, Insecta, Lepidoptera, Bombycidae. Gene Ontology annotation, molecular function: protein binding.